UCGGGGUUUCGAGCGCCUUUUUUGAUCGGCCGCAAGCCAGCAGAGCUAUCUACCGUACCAAGUCUUUCGUGUCGCUUUCACGUUUCCGUCAUUGCUUCUUGUUGUCUGCCUCUAGAGUCUGUUGUCUGUCUCUAAUGAGAAGUCAAGAACCUUCACCAUGAAGCGAGCUGCGUCUCCAUCUACCGCGACUAGCCGUCGCUCGACGCGAGCUUCCACUCGUCACAAGAAGGAACAAGACGACCGCAAGAAGGAACAAGACGACCGUGAGCAGGAAAAGGCAAAUCUCGCUGUGCGGCUCAUGUCCACGCCGCUUCUCCAGGCUCUACCGGCCGUCUUGUCCAGCGGAUACUUGUAUCACCAUGAGUGUAUCACUGCCGCAUCGACUUGCCAGAAUUGGUACCAUCUCUGGAAGGAGGUCGAAGACGAAUUUCCCGAAGACUCUCUGGUGGAAAUCGAGGUGAAACACAUUUCUUCUUCUCGCAACAACCGUGAAGUGACAGUCCCAACCUUUAUCCAAAACACGGAGGGCCUACUGGAGGCAUUUCACACUCAACAAUUUUCCCGUCAAAUCUUUGACAAGGCCAACGAGCUCAAGGUGGCGGCAAAGCCGGGCAAAACUGCCAAGAAGAGAUGCCGUGAAGGUUUGCCCAAGUGGGGGAUUGAUGUGCGUCGAGUCAAAAUUCUUUACUGGGGUCCCGUCUCUCGCAACCAUGGAGGCAUUUACAUUUCGUAUUGCAAGCACACUGGUGCCGUGAUGCAAGUUCGCAUAGACCAUGAGCUUCCCUUUUGGACUUUGAAUGGCAUCCGCCAAAAGACCUGGGCGAAGGCCUGUCUUUGGGCGGGCUCUUUCACUGAAAUUGAGCUUCUCUGAUUUCCAUGGGUGAUCUGCAGCAAAGGAUUUUGUACACAUAGAUGAUUGUCCGAGAGGCGGUGCAAACCUCCUAGGCCAAUGAAAAGUCAGUCGUUGUUUUGGUGGAGUUUGGCUGCAAAGUAAGCUCCUGAUUUCCUCUUGCCAAUCUUCAGCAAGGGAUCUUGUACACGGAGAUGCCUUUGCCUAGCUAGAAUGCUAGCUCAAGGCCAAACAGGCGUCCAAUCAUAGGGCACCUUUUUGCCAAAAUCCAUGACAGCUGAACAGCAAAAGCUGUUGAUCGAGCAUGGCAUCCUUCAUCACUACCUACAGAGUGAAAUUGCUCUGAAAACUGUUGUGCCAAGGUUUGUGGAGAUAGUGAAUGUGCAUGUCGAUUGUUCAACCAUCGACAUACAUCAAUCUCAGCGAGCACAAAAAAAAUUAUGACAGUGGAGAGUAACCCUAAUAAAAAUUUUUAUCCCUAA
Seminavis robusta is the source of this 1332-nucleotide messenger RNA. The record is from the annotation of a GenBank genome assembly. Lineage: Eukaryota; Bacillariophyta; Bacillariophyceae; Naviculales; Naviculaceae.